UAGGUGUCUGGAAAAGUGAACCGUCGAAAAUAAGCUGGCAUUGAAGGGGACAUUUUACAUUUUAUCAUCGUUAUUCUGCAUCUGUAUACUAUGACGUGAGUAACCCAGAAAGGCUUACUGCACACGACUUCCAGUGAUUGUAUACGAUUCAAUACUAACAUAACAUCAGCAGCUUAAGCAAAACUACAUCAUGGAGAAGCAUCAAUCUCAGUAUGGCACCUUGAGAUGGUCUCACGGAAUCCUCGGAAUAGUGCUUAUGUUUCUUUUAUUUAGCAUAAUAUUUUCAUCACUGGUGACGUCCCAAUAUACUUUUCAGUACAUGCUGACGCACAUGUAUCCGAAUUCAAAUCUUUCAACCUCGGAUGGAUCCUCCUGCAAUGUAAACACGUCAACAGAGGCGUACCGCGAGAGGACGGCAGCACAGAGGGCUGUCUCACAACUGAAUAUUUACACAAAAGUGGCUGAGGCUGUACCCGCUCUCAUAAUCACAGGGGUCAUGGGCGGUCUCGGAGACCGGUUUGGAAGGACAAGGAUUCUAAUCUUUACGACAUCGUUAACAUUUCUUUCUAUUUGUGUUUCUAGUCCUAUCAUUUAUUUUGAGAUAGACGUUUAUUAUUUCUUAAUCAGCAGCACGCUGUAUAGUUUAGGGGGUGGUAUAUAUGGUGCUCUGUCUAUUGGUUUUGCUUACAUUUCGGAUGUAACAAGUCCUGGGAAGCAGCGAACCCUGAUGAUAACUCUUCUUGAAGCUUCAAUAGGAAUAGGUGCAGCGAUAUCUGGGUUAGUUUCCGGUUUCAUUAUUGAGGGUGUUGGCUACUUCUAUUCAAAUAUAUGCGCAGGCGCAGUGGCAGCCGGUUCCGUGUUGGUGGUUGUGUUGUUUCUGCCACCUUCACGUUCUCCUCAUAUUUCUGUAUCAAGAAAAUCAAAUCUUGAAAAUUCACGUGCAGCAUUUACUUUUUAUUUCCAAGCAUCUCCUAUGAGGUACAAAUAUGUAAUUGGAAUAAUUUCUUUUAUGUUCGCGUCGAUUUCUCUUUUAGGCAAACAACCAAUAGAAAUACUUUACCAGCUAAAUGCACCGUUUUGUUGGACAUCUGUCAAAGUUGGAUAUUUCUCAGCAAUUUCUUAUUCUGUCAGCAUGAUUUUAGGUAUGUCCGUUAUCAAAGUUCUUCAAAUGUGUUUCGUUGAGGAAGUCAUCGCCAUGUUCAGCGGUAUUUCUGGCAUGGCAGCUUAUAUUGUGGAGGCAUUUGCCGUGAAUGACUUGACGCUGUUCGUAGUUCCUGUCAUAGGAUUCAUCAGUGUGUUAGUAUUCCCAAUGAUCAGAUCAAUGUUAUCCAAACUGACGCCGGCGGACGGACAAGGUGCUCUAUUCGCGGGAAUAGCCGUGGUGGAAAUAGCAUCAAGUCUGGGAGCAAAUUUAGGGGCGUCGGCCAUCUACAUAGCUACUGUUGGCACCAUGCGGGGUUUCGUCUUCCUGGUAUUUGCCGGUCUAUCGUUUCUAACCACAUGUCUAUUACUGGUUUAUCGUAUAACAUCUGGAAUGUCGAAGACAGCACCGUUAGCUGAGGUGACCAAAGACAUUACUGGUACCCAGGUAGUCGAGGCGGACGUGGAAAACUGAGGAUAGUUUUAUUAAGUGGAAGCACAUGUUGCAUCAACAUUAAUCUAGCAGUUCAUAUUAAUUAUGUUCUCAAAAAGGAAACCCGAAUUAUGAAACGACAUGACUGACUGCCACACACAGACAGUGGAAACGGACGUGACGAAGGAGACUUGAAAUUUAUAAUCAGGGCUGGUGUCUUUCUGUCUGUGAUAUAACCUCAAACUGUAGCUUUUCUUAUGUCGAUGUCAUAUUAGAUUGUUCUUGAAAGGUAAUAUAUAACACAGUAUGAACGCAGUCAAGGUCAAUUUCAAUUUCAACAAAUUUUAUUGACAAUAUGAGCAAUAGUCAAUAGGAUCAGACAUCAGGCAUAGCCUAUCUAAGUCCUCUCCUUAAAGUGACACCAGGUGGUAAGAAACACAGACAUAUAUUUGUACAUUGAUAUGAUGUUUGGGAUAAGGGGAAGUAACUCCUUGAUGUAAACAGACUUGUUCAGUAUUCUUGAGAUAUAGUAACCCUUUCACUAGGGAUAUUUAAUUUGAGAUAUUUACUAGACUAUUAUCUUCAGUGAAUAGUAUCAAGUAUCUGACAAUGAGUUACUGGUAUUCAUAUAAGGUAAACUGUUGGGUAUAAAUAUUUGGUGAUAUUGGAUUUAUUCCCUCAACAGAUACAGGCCAUACAGUCCAUAUGUAUAACACACUAGCCAUCACACACUGUUAAGGAUCAAAAGCCAAUUUCAGCAAAUAGAUAUAUAAUUUGUAAGUAGGGCGACACCAACUCCUGUAAGUAAAGUAGUAAUUCUUUAGUUAAAUUGAAAGGAGUUACUCCAUAUCUUGAUGUAAGCUUAAAAAAGAAGAAGAAAAUAGAAAACAUAAAAAACACAAGAAAAAAACACAAAAAAACCACA
Mizuhopecten yessoensis (Yesso scallop) is the source of this 2498-nucleotide messenger RNA. RefSeq names its product solute carrier family 46 member 3-like. Bases 191 to 1615 code for a protein of 474 amino acids. Gene Ontology annotation, cellular component: membrane. Lineage: Eukaryota; Metazoa; Mollusca; Bivalvia; Pectinida; Pectinidae. The transcript is spliced from 5 exons. The record is from RefSeq and is a predicted model, not a curated record. Gene Ontology annotation, molecular function: transmembrane transporter activity. Gene Ontology annotation, biological process: transmembrane transport.